Molecule: messenger RNA, 2526 nt
Organism: Chaetomium globosum CBS 148.51
Lineage: Eukaryota; Fungi; Ascomycota; Sordariomycetes; Sordariales; Chaetomiaceae
Exons: 4
Coding region: 1-2526 (841 amino acids)
Biological process (GO): intracellular potassium ion homeostasis; potassium ion import across plasma membrane
Cellular component (GO): plasma membrane
Molecular function (GO): high-affinity potassium ion transmembrane transporter activity
Source: RefSeq, a predicted model, not a curated record
AUGGACCGGCUCAAGGAUAUGCUGGUUGGCCAGAUUAAGGCUCUACGGCCGGCCUUCAUAUCCAAGCAGCCGCAUUUCAACUUCAUCUCGGCUCACUAUUUCUAUGUCAUCGGUCUCGCGCUGGUCGGAUCUGUCAUCGUUUUUGGUGCUGGCAAAGGCAAUAUUGCCUACAUCGAUGCUUUGUUCUUGGCGAGCUGCACCACCACCCAGGCGGGUUUGAACACGGUCGACCUGAACAUUCUCAACACCUUUCAGCAAAUCGUCCUAUAUCUGUGGCCGAUGCUGGCAAACCCCAUCACCAUCAACUCCUUUGUUGUCUUCCUCCGUCUGUACUGGUUUGAGAAGCGUUUCCAGCACAUCGCGCGCGAAGCCCGCUUGAGAAGAGGCACUCUCUCUAAGGCCAAGUCGAAGGCGGGACUUGACAAUGCCGACGCCGAGAAAGGCGUGAAUGGUCGCAAAAUCACCGUCAUGCUCAACGGUGCCCGAUCGCGAAUCACCAACGACGGCAUGCUGCUCGAAGGCAAUCGGUCGCUGGCAAACGAGCAACGGCGUGUUCCCAGCCCACAGCCCCCGAAUCAGACCAAGACAAAUAGCCCCGAUGAGACCUCGGAACCCCGCAAACCCGAGAUCAAGUUCGCUCACACCCUUACCAAGAGUGAUGGGUUGGGCGAGGACGCCGUCAAGCUUCCACCCGCGAGGUCUGACCACGAGCACAUCGCCUUUCUUGAACGCCAACGGAAAGGGGAUGACGAGGUGCUUCGGAUCCCAAACCCGAGGGACGCUGAACGAGGCAUGCUCCCGAAGCGUGUUGAGGCUGGAGACGACGAGGAACCCGAUGUCGGUGACGCGCCUGCAGGAGCCUCCGCACCGACAGCUGCGGCCGACAACCGCCAGCAGGCCAUCACCAUCGAGGAACCUGACCGGAACAAGCUGCAGCAAUCUGACUCAGAUGAGCUUCUCGAGGAUGCCAAAGCUGCUGCCCACGCUUUGUCGUUCCUCAAGCUGCGGAAACCUCGGUUCUUGAGCCGCACAAACAGCAAGUCUCACGGCACGGAAGCUGAUUCGUCUGCCACCGCUACCGCCGCCAGGACCAGAAGCCGCAGGCAAUCUUUCCAGUCCAUGCGGACCGCCUUUUCGAGGGAGAAAGUCGAGGGUACACCGUACCUGAGCUGGGAGCCCACCAUUGGCCGCAACUCCGCUUUUCCAGAUCUAACUGAGGAGCAGAGAGAGGAGCUCGGAGGCAUCGAGUACAGGUCUCUGAAAACCCUAGCCUUGGUUCUGACGGGCUACUUUUGGAUCUACUCGGCCAUCGGCGUCAUAGGUCUGGUCCCUUGGAUCUUAAACAUGGACAGCUACGGAGAGAUCGUUGACCAGGCUGGCGUGAGCCGGACUUGGUGGGCCUUCUUUACAUCGAGCUCGGCUUUCAUGGAUCUGGGCUUCACCCUGACGCCCGACAGCAUGAACUCGUUCAACACCGCCGUGUGGCCGCUGCUGCUGAUGAGCUUCCUCAUCGUCAUCGGGAACACAGGGUUUCCCGUUAUGCUCCGGUUCAUCAUCUGGGUCCUGUCUCACAUCACCCCAGCCGGCACUGGUCUCUACGAGGAGCUGAGAUUCCUGCUCGACCACCCUCGCCGAUGCUUCACAUUGCUUUUCCCUUCCGGCGCCACUUGGUGGCUCUUCUGGCUGCUCGUGAUUAUGAACGGCCUCGACGUCAUGUUUUUUAUUGUCCUCGAUCUCGGAAAGGGACCUGUCGUCGAUUUGCCCGCCGGCCUCAAAGUCCUCAAUGGUCUUUUUGAAGCCGUUGCCACAAGAACCGCCGGCUUCUCCUGCGUCAACCUCGCUGCGCUUCACCCUGCUGUCCAAUUUUCAUACAUGGUUAUGAUGUAUAUCUCUGUCUUCCCGAUCGCCAUCUCCGUCCGUCGCACGAACGUGUACGAGGAAAAGUCGCUGGGUGUCUAUAGCUCGCACGACGUCGAAGAGCAACCUGGACAGUCUGACUUGUCCUACGUCGGGUCCCACGUGCGCCGGCAGCUGUCCUUCGACUUGUGCGUCAACGCGUCGUUGUGCUCGCAGUUCUCUGUCGUCGGCAAACUCGUCAUUAUCGCCAUGAUGGUCCGUGGCCGCCACCGCGAUCUGCCCUACGGGCUCGACCGCGCUAUCCUGCUCCCCAGCGAGGCGCUCAACGCCCGGGAAGCGGCUGAUGCCGACGCUCGGAUGGCCAGGAUCCAAUCCCACGCAUCGGUCGCCACCGGCGGGCCGCGGGGCUCCAGUGUGGGCCGGCGCAAGAGCAUGAACGGAGACCGCGGUAACAUCCUCGCUUCGCUGUUGCACCCGGGCCCGGCCGUCCCCGUUGACCCCGUCAUGACCGAGAUCCACCGCACAAAGUCGACCGAACCCAACGACGAAGAGCUCGACUCCCACGCCACGCGCGUCACCUCGCGGCGCACAGAGCCCGGCGUCUCACGCCGGCACGACCCGGCUUUAUACAUACACCGGCCACGGACUUCGGCCGGGGAAGAGGACUGA